Molecule: messenger RNA, 2919 nt
Organism: Carassius auratus (goldfish)
Lineage: Eukaryota; Metazoa; Chordata; Actinopteri; Cypriniformes; Cyprinidae
Product: POU domain, class 2, transcription factor 2-like
Exons: 16
Coding region: 844-2919 (691 amino acids)
Biological process (GO): regulation of transcription by RNA polymerase II
Cellular component (GO): nucleus
Molecular function (GO): RNA polymerase II cis-regulatory region sequence-specific DNA binding; DNA-binding transcription factor activity, RNA polymerase II-specific
Source: RefSeq, a predicted model, not a curated record
GCUGCGUAGCCUUAUACGUGCGUGGUUAUUUAAAUAUAUUAAGUGAUUCUAUUAUAUUUUAUACAAAUAAAAUUAAAUGCUGCUUGAAAUGCAUGCAAUGUGCACGAGAUAAACCAGACAGUAGGAGAGCUAGAAACCAAAUAUUCAUGUAUAACCUUUGCAAACCGUUUUAAACCCAGCAACCGCGACUUUAUUGUAAUGUAACCAAAUAGUUUUGUACUAAAGUGAAGAAGAUUUGGAUUCGAGAUUUGUUUUAAAAAGCUAAACCAAAGUGAAACCGGAUCGCGACGCGCGCAAGGCCAUUGUGACGUUUACCGGCCGCUCACCUGGUCUCGCGCGGGAUACGCAAACCCCAGGAAACGUUAUGACAGUUAGGACAACAAGUGAGUUUCGAAUUUAAAGAAGUCAGAGUUUCAGCCAACGGUUCGUCGUUUGAAAGCGUAGGUCUUAAACGUUUUGUUAGUCAAAUUUUUAGGAUAAUUUAAAGGAUUUUCAGACAAGCCUACAGAAAGACAAAACAAACAUUAAGUGACUUUUAGCCAAUAUUCCGACGAUAUUUAGACCGCUUGAAAGAUCCCGACUAUCCGUCGGUGUGUGAGUCCGAGAUAGAACAUCCCUGAGGAAGAAGUAGCUAAUGACUUCGAGGCACAAUACCAAAAAUGUAAAGAUAGCUUAAGACAUUUACUUAGGUUGUACAGUUUAAACCAAAUAGUAACUAUUAAUCUACCAAAAAGAAAAAUAAAGAAACAACCUCAAACACAAUAAGCAACCAAAGAAAAAGAAACUCAAGACAAGCGCCAAAUACAAGAGCCCAUCGAAGAAAAGCCCAGCCGACAGCGGAUCAUGUUUGUUCCCUUGCCGGUGCCGUUGGUGUUUCAGAGAACCGCUCCUGAUUUCAGCGCCUGGCGACUCAAGUCUCCGCUGCCUCUGCGCUCCGGGAACUCCGUAGAUAUCAGGAUGUCUAAAGCCAUCGAGGACAAGAUGGGGACUGAGCUUCCAGUGGACAGUACAGACUCUGAGAGGAACAGUCCAGAAGCCAGCGAUCAGACCCAGCCGAUGAAAACAAGUCCUUUCUGCCUGUCUCCUGCACCCAGCAACACAAAGGUGAAAGCCGAGGAGACUGCUGAGAUGACCAGUGUUCACGCUCCUCCAGCUCAGCCGGCUCUGCCACACACACAACUCAUGCUGGCCGGCAGUCAGCUUGCAGGGCUGGCCGCUCUUCUCCCUGCGCAGCAGCAGCUGUUGUUGCAGCAGGCUCAAGCGCAGCUGUUAGCCGCAGCCGUGCAGCAGUCGAACGCCGCGCAUGCCGCCCACGCAGCCGCGGCAGCCAAUCAGCAGCAGCAGACGCAGCAGCAGCAGGCCAAUCAGGCAGCAGCACAAGCCCAGUCUCAAGCCAAACCUGAGCAAGCUCCGCCUCCACUUCUGUCACAGCCUUACCAGCUCACUGCCCAGGACAUUCAGCAGUUUCUGCAGUUACAGCAGCUGGUCCUGAUGCCCGGGCAUCCUCUACAGUCUCCUGCUCAGUUCCUGCUUCCUCAAGCCCAGGCUCAGCAGGGGCAGCAAGGUUUGAUUUCGACAUCGAAUUUGAUUCCACUACCUCAGCAGAGCCCAGGGAGUCUCCUGACCUCCCCACCUAGACUGAGCCUUCAAGCACAGCAUCAUCUUGACGACAGGCUGUGGUCAUUGCAGAGGGAGAAGAGCGUGGAGAGCAUCGUAAGCUCCGCCCCCUCCUCAGCCCCGCCCAUGAGCUCUGUUUCCACGGUGACACCUCACGCCGAGGAGCCCAGCGAUCUGGAGGAGCUCGAACAGUUCGCCAGAACCUUCAAACAGAGGAGAAUUAAACUAGGCUUCACACAGGGGGACGUGGGUAUGGCCAUGGGUAAACUCUACGGCAAUGACUUCAGUCAGACCACCAUCUCACGCUUCGAGGCUCUCAACCUCAGCUUUAAGAACAUGUGCAAGCUCAAACCCUUGCUGGAGAAGUGGCUGAGCGAUGCAGAAACAAUGGCGAUAGACAACAUGCUGCCGAGCCCCAGUUCUCUGUCCUCACCUCUGCUGGGCUUCGAAGGCUUGCCUGGACGCCGCCGAAAGAAACGCACCAGCAUCGAGACCAACGUCCGCAUAGCCCUGGAGCGCAACUUCAUCUCGAACCAGAAGCCUACCUCUGAAGAAAUCCUGCUGAUGGCCGGGCAGCUCAACAUGGAGAAAGAGGUCAUCCGAGUCUGGUUCUGCAACCGGCGGCAGAAAGAGAAGCGCAUAAACCCCAGCAGCGCCACCCCUCCUCUGCCCAAUCAUCCUCCGGCGCAAACGCACAAACCGCCCUGCUACAGCCCGCACAUGAUGUCCAGUCAGGGACUGGCUCAAGCCGCUACCAGUCUCAGCACAACAGCCGUCAGUCCCACACCUUCUGUGGCCUGCCCUCUUAACCCCAGUGGACAUGCAGCGAUGAGCUCCGCCCCUUCCUCCAUGACUCCGCCCCCUCUGAGCACAGUCAGCCCGACUCCGCGCAGUCUCAGCAGCCCUGGCCUCAACACAGGGAACACAAUGAUGGGCGUAAGCACAGGAAUGAACCAGGCCUUCAUCAGCAGCAACCCUCUGGCCACAAUGCAAGCCCUAGCUGCCAGUGGUGGCCAGAUGCCCAUUUCCGCUCUUGAGGGCAGCGGCCAAAUGUUCCUGGGUGGAGCUGGAGGUCCAGGAGCUGGACUUCGCCAGUCCCUCUUCUUAAACCGCCCCACUUUACUGCCCCUGGCCAGGAGUGCAGGCAUGGGUCUGCUGGGCACCCCCAGGGCUUCUCCGCCUCCUGGAGCCAGCGGCACAAGCCCAGACUCCUGCUCCAUCUCCCCCUGCUCAAGCCCCGCCUCCUUCUGCUCAUUAGGCGAUGCCUCACCGCCCCCUCUGGGCGGAGCCAUGGCUGAGUGA